AUGCCUUCCCCGUCUUCCUCCCGUGACAACUCUCACAACGAGAAUUCUCCGCUGCCGCCGCGUGGAGUACAGCGGUCUAUGUACCGCCCGCUACGCAGAUCACUGCACCGGCGCAGUGCAUCUCAAGGAUCCGACGGCGUGCCUUCACUGGCAACCAGGAUCCUCAACAGGAUCAGGCGCGCGCGCUCGUCGGACGCGCCAGGCAGCGUGCAGGGGGACGCCGCAAGCGGCCCUGCAUCCGCCAUCGCCGCCGCCGCCACCUCUGUGGACGCGACGGACGAGCGCAUGGCCAUCACGUCCCUACUCUUGUCUGCGCCGGACGCCACGGAAUCAUCCCCGGAGCACACAAACCCAACGGAGCCUGAGCCUUCGGGCUCUUCAUCCGAGCCCCGGAACGCGGUCGCCGGUCCCUCGAGCGAACCCCCCCGCGACACAGAGGUGGGUAGCACUGCCGGCGCAUGCGCCACGAACACGGACACUGCGGAACAAUCGACUUUGGCCAGACGCACCGCGGCGCGCAGGGCGCGCCGGUUCAAUCCGAUCUCGCGCGGCAUGCAGACGUCGCCUUCCCCAGGCCCCUCGUCUCGCCCCAUCACACGGCUGCCCUCGGUCUAUGGCAACUCCCACCCGGACAUCUGGAUGCGCUGGGAUCCGUCAUGGGGCAUCCGUCCAUCGAUGGACGGGUCUGGUCUGCAUGGGGACCCAUACCCGGAGCGCCCUAGCCACUCGCCUCCCCCGUAUCCCGGCUCGCCUCUCUCCGGGUCGGCGCUGUUUGAGAUGUUCGCCUCGGCUCAGGAUGAUGACGGCCUUUACUCUGUCCCAGUGGCUGGCCCUUCCCGACCAGCCGAACGUACUCUUCCGGAGCAGCCAGACACACUCGGAUUCGAUGCAAACGCGGACUUGAGCCACAUGCGGGAGUUUGUGCACCGGCUGAUGACGUCGACCGCCAACGGCCGACGUGCGGUGAUGAACUACUUGAUGGAAGACGAAGGUAUUGUGGGGCUGAGUGCGCCUGUUGGCGAGCCAGUGCUCCAUCGCAUCCCGACAGCUGAGUGGCGGCGGGAUCCCGACUGGGAAGGCGGCGUGGUCCGAGACGACCGGCCAAAGCGGACCGAGAGCAUGAUGGACGACGGCGCCGACUCUGACGCGAGCGUGUUCGAGUACGAAUCGGAAGAGGAGAGCGAUCCGGGGAUUGCGACAGGCGACGGCGCGCGGCAUUCGUCCCUACUUGCAGACAGUGCCGCGCCCGAUACUCAGUCCGUGGCCGAGUCGUCGGCGAGCACGUCGCCGCUCCCCCGAAUUGUUGUCACUCCGCCACCAUCGUCGGCACCUCUCCCUGCUGUUGACGAGGCAGUGUGUGCCGUCGAGCAAGAUGGCCUGUCGGCCCUGGCCGCUGAUGCUUCCCCGCCUGAAUUGGACAGGAGCAUGACAUCGCCUCCCUCGAGCCCAGGUCCCGCCACGCCCCCGCCCGGGUCUCGUCGACGGCCCGCCGAUGUGCGUACACUGCGCGCGCGCCCGAGUCGCUCGAGUGUCUCUGGCCGCAAGCGCGCGCGGGAGGACGGGGCGGAUGAACGCUGCGCUGACCUGGGAGAGCGCAGGACGAAGAAGCGACGGGACUCCAGUUGA
Messenger RNA from Fibroporia radiculosa, 1626 nucleotides. RefSeq lists its product as uncharacterized. Bases 1 to 1626 code for a protein of 541 amino acids. The record is from RefSeq and is a predicted model, not a curated record. Lineage: Eukaryota; Fungi; Basidiomycota; Agaricomycetes; Polyporales; Fibroporiaceae. The transcript is spliced from 6 exons.